Messenger RNA from Cordyceps militaris CM01, 2208 nucleotides. RefSeq lists its product as uncharacterized. NCBI's taxonomy places the organism in Eukaryota, Fungi, Ascomycota, Sordariomycetes, Hypocreales, Cordycipitaceae. The transcript has 5 exons. The coding region runs from base 1 to 2208 and encodes 735 amino acids. The record is from RefSeq and is a predicted model, not a curated record.
AUGUUUCCACUUAAAUCACAACACAACCUUCCUCGCUCUUCACCCACCUUUGCUUCACCCCGCCACGCCGCUCUUGAUUGGAGUCGUACAGGCAAAGCGAGGAAUCCGAAUCCCUUCAGUCGAACCUCCCAGCUCCUCCUCAAGCGCUCGAGCCCUCGUCACCCACAGGCCCCGACACGGCCUCGAGACACGACUACAAUAAUCCCUGAAGCCUUGGCUUGGGACAAGACUGAGCGACUAGCCGCUCGGUUUAUACUGCUGGUUCACUUAAGCGUCCGAAGUACCUUCCUCCUCGCGACGCCAACGAACGCUUCUUGCCUCGCACCACCCGUUCCUGCCACGACAGACACAACCCCUGAGGCCUCUCUUCCUCCCCCCCCAGCUCGAGCCCUCCUCAUCAACCGAGCCAUCCUCACACGACCUGACGACGAAGGCUUCCACACACACUUGGCAUCCAACAAAAAAAACAGCAUCAGAACACCGGACCAGCAUUUCCCUAUCCUUGUUACCAACAGAAACCAUGUCUGUUACCUCCCAACCCCUUCCGAAUGUCCAGUCAACUUAAGCCCGGCACCCAAGUGUUAUGAGUUCCUUAAAGCGCCAACGCCACCAGAGAAAUAUCGAAUUAAGUUUUGGCAUCCCUCCUAUAAUACCCCACUAUUUACCUUGGAAGCCUAUGAUCAUGCCGAUGGGGGGAUUCAUCACGGCCUUGCACACAGCGCUUGUUCAAUUUUCGCCGAGAACCGCACCGAUGGUUAUUUAAGCACGACACGCGAUGGCGAGCAUGGCAAGCGAGUCCAGGCUGGCUGGGACGCUGUUUUGCCUGCCGCUGCUGCCAACUAUUACUUCUAUGUCCCUUACCCUCCUGAUUUCCCGGACCCUCCCGCUGGGCAAUCUCGACCACCAUAUCGAUAUCCCCUUGUUACGAACUUCCAAGAAUGGAGAUUUCAGGGACUGCCGGAGGUCUGGACACGUUGCAAAAGUAUACAACAUGCGGCUCAGACGAUCCAACCUCAGUCUACAAUAACAUCGGCGAUGAUCGCACGAGAUCAAACAUGUCGCGUUACUGCAUUUCAGAGCGGCACAGAAGUUGCGCACUUAGUUCCAUCACACGAGAAAGACUGGUUUUUCUCAAAUCAAAUGGGCACAUACAAUACCGACCAGACGCUAGACACGAACAAUCUUUUGCGAGAUCUUAAAAAUGGAAUGCUACUACGUUCUGAUAUACAUUCCGCAUUCGAUACCCGCGAAUUUAUCUUCUUCCCGAAAAGCACUAAAGCAUUUGUGGUACAUAUGCUGGUCCCAACGCCGGAAAUCGGACAGUUAUACCAUAAUACCCGUGUUGAAAUCUCUAAAUGUGGUAUAGAGUUUCUAUUUGCAAGGUUUGCAUGGGCAUUAUUUCCCUUCCUUUCAGUGUUUCUAGGUGGCGUGUCCGAGAGCCUCUUAGUCGUCAGAUGGAAUGCAGAUGGCAAGCGAAUUGUCGAGGACGUGACAGAUCCGCGGUCGCUGAGACAACAAUCAGCGGCUUCCCGCAGCACCUACCAAAAAAAGCGAAGUCGGGCAACUGCAGAAGAUUUGAACGACUAUGGCGAAAGCGAGGAAUCACCGUCCGACUUCACCCUACCAACUUCGGGUGACGAUAGUGACUCUAAAAAGAGAUUUGGAAAGCGACGCUGCAAAUCAUUGAACUAUUCAAUGUAUGCGCAAGAAGUCCACAUCAACGAGUUACGGCAAGCCGCACUUGCAAAACAGAGACCGCUUUGCUGCUUCUGUGUUCUGUUCCUCUUGUUCUUCCAUCGCUUCGCUCCGUACACAACACAGCUACCUGCUGAGGUGCGCAGUGAAGCAUCAUUAUCUGCGACGAGGAUAUCCUCUCAAAGUGACACUGUCAAAGACACGGACAGCGUUGGUCUCUCUCGGGAACCUGUAGCAUAUGCUACACCGGGAACGCUGCCCAUGGUUCCGCCAGGCCGUAGCGAUGACUACAGUUUCUACUUUGCUGCGGUCGGUCCGUUCACUUUCGUCCUCUUUUUCGUACUAGCUGCCGCGUCGACAUUCUUGUUCACGUUCUCGACGCUCUGGUUGGAGAUUUGGAUGGCAGCCGAAGGGGACCCGGCGAAAGAGAGAUUCUAUUUUUUUACAUUUUGGGCUCUGCAGCUCUCCUCUGUGCUAGUUAUGCUGUAUAUUUCACCUAUACAAGCAACGUGA